GAUUGGAAGCUCAGAUUGCUGUGAAGAGCGAGCUACAGAAUGGCUUCGUGGGUUACACUGUUGUGAUUUUUUCCAUGCGGAUUUACAUUUAGUUAACAACUAAGAUACAGCAGCGAAUGUUUUUGUGUCUGUGUCGAGAACAGCUGCUUCUCCUGUACUUUUAAACUCCACAGACUCUAGUCUACCUUCUGUCUUUUCCUUGCGCACGUACGCGGGACGGUGGACCUCACACCCGAGGGAAGAUCGAAGGUGGAGAGUCUGGGGUCAAGCGGGAUAUGAAACAACUAGGAAACUUUGGCGUCUCAGAAGCGAGGGAGUCCGUGAGGUCAGCGUGAACAACGGAGGCAGCCCCUCCGCCCCCUUCCAUUCCUCCCGAGUUGUCUUCCUUCUUAAAGAAGAAUCGGCGCGGCGGCGGCUGCAGGGUUGCCUUCACACAAGGCAAUGCGGAUCCCGGGGGGGUCGGAGUGCCCUGGCCGGCUCGGCACGGGCUUCUUCCACUCCAGCCGCGGAAAGGGAUUGCCGCUGUCCCUGUUGCUUCUUCUACUACUGCUGAGUACUGCUGUGUGUCUUGCCAACCCCAGCGCUCCCAGUUUGGCCUCGCCGCACGCCAGUGUCAAUGUCUACAUGAGCGAAGAAGAGGUCAGGAAGCUCUUAGGUUUGGAUGCUGAGCUUUACUAUGUAAGAGAUGAUGUCAUUAGCCACUAUGCCCUUUCAUUCAUCCUGCCAGUACCAAGUGAAACCAACAGCCUCCAUUUUACAUGGCAUGCAAAAUCAAAGGUGGAGUAUAAAAUCAGCUUCCAGGUGGACAACUCCCUUGCCAUGGAUAUACCUCAGACCAAUAUCUCAAUGCAAGGGGAAGUUCCUCGCACACUUUCAGUUUUUCGGGUGGAUCUUUUCUGCUCAGGAAAGGUGGAUGCAGAGGUGACUCUCAUAGUGCAGCUUAAUUUAACAAUUGCCAACUCCAAAAACAUUACAGUCCUCAAUUUUAAGAGGAGGAAAAUGUGCAACAAAAAACCUGAACCGGAAGAAAAGUUUACACUUUACCCCAGCAAGAACAGCAGCAGAAGCAUUUUUGAUGGUGUGAAUGCAGCUCCCACCACUUCCACACGAGUGUUCUAUAUUAGUGUUGGCGUAUGCUGUGCUGUUAUAUUCCUAGUGGCCAUCGUUCUUGCAGUGCUGCACUUGCACAGUAUGAAAAGAUUGGAACUUGAUGACAGCCUGAGUGACAGUGGCAGCUCCCAAGGUCUAUCUCAACCCUCUACACAGACCACUCAAUAUCUACGGGCAGAUACACCAAACAAUGCCACUCCUAUCACUAACCAUCAGCCUGGUUCCACCCCCAUCCUUCAGCUCGCUGCCACCACUUCACCACUCUCUGGUAUUUCCUCCCAAGAAAAUAAAAGCUGUACAGGUUUUCCUUCACUUCGCAUAGAGAAGAAUGAUCUCCGAAGUGUAACAUUGCAGGAGGCCAAAGCCAAAGUCAAGGACAUUGCUAUCUCCCGAGAGAGAGUCACACUACGAGAUGUACUUCAUGAGGGUACAUUUGGUCGCAUUUUUCAUGGAGUUCUGAUUGAUGAGAAGGACCCCACUAAAGAAAAACAAUUUUUUGUAAAGACAGUUAAAGAUCAUGCUUCUGAAGUGCAAGUGACCAUGAUGUUGACAGAAAGCUGCAAACUGCGUGGUUUACAUCACAGAAAUCUGCUUCCCAUCAGUCAUGUGUGCACAGAAGAAGGUGAAAAGCCCAUGGUACUGCUUUCUUACAUGAAUUGGGGCAACCUUAAACUCUUUUUACGUCAGUGUAAGUUGGCCGAGGCUAAUAAUCCACAGGCCAUUUCCCAACAAGACUUGGUGCAUAUGGCCAUUCAGAUUGCCUGUGGGAUGAGUUACUUGGCAAGGCGGGAGGUAAUUCACAAAGACCUAGCAGCCAGGAAUUGCGUAAUCGAUGAUGGAAUGCAGGUAAAAAUUACAGACAAUGCCUUAGCACGCGAUCUCUUUCCAAUGGACUAUCAUUGCUUGGGAGACAAUGAAAAUCGUCCUGUACGAUGGAUGGCCCUCGAGAGUCUUGUCAACAAUGACUUCUCCAAUGCUAGUGAUGUGUGGGCCUUUGGAGUGACACUAUGGGAGCUGAUGACUUUGGGACAGACCCCUUAUGUGGACAUUGACCCUUUUGAAAUGGCUGCCUAUCUGAAAGAUGGCUAUAGAAUAGCACAGCCAAUCAACUGCCCAGAUGAGCUGUUUGCAGUAAUGGCUUGCUGUUGGGCAUUGGAUCCAGAAGAAAGGCCAAAGUUUCAGCAACUUGUGCAGUGUUUGACAGAGUUUCAUGCAGCGCUGGGUGCUUAUGUCUGAAUUUACUUAUGGAAGUCAAACCUCUUGCCAGGAUUUCAUCUUUCCCUUGUGCCUUGUGAAAAGAUUUUUUUUUUGAUCAUCAUGGUUUUCAUUUUCAAUUUUUUUAACUGAAAGUUUUACUUUAAUUUUAAUACUGCAAAACAAAUAUUUCUGGUUUCAGAAAGAACUACAAAAAUGCCGAAUUCAAAGACUAUCUAAAGAAAAAUAAAAUACUUUGCACAUAGUUAUUAAAAAGGUACAAAAAUUAAAUGAAAGCACAGAAAUGCCUUUGAGUUUUAUAAACCAAUACUUUCUAUCAGAUUGCUCUUGAUGCAGAAAUCGCCAUCUAAUGGACUUUUCUCUAAAGGAGAACUUCUAUCUUUGAAAGGCCAGUUUUAUUUUUAUUUAGUGGAAAAGGUCACAUGUCUCUAGUCACCAAAGAAUACAGAAUAACCAAAAAAAAAAAAAAA
Polypterus senegalus (gray bichir) is the source of this 2795-nucleotide messenger RNA. RefSeq names its product receptor like tyrosine kinase (gene ryk). Gene Ontology annotation, molecular function: protein kinase activity; ATP binding. Gene Ontology annotation, biological process: axonogenesis; cell surface receptor protein tyrosine kinase signaling pathway; protein phosphorylation. The coding region runs from base 442 to 2346 and encodes 634 amino acids. NCBI's taxonomy places the organism in Eukaryota, Metazoa, Chordata, Cladistia, Polypteriformes, Polypteridae. The transcript is spliced from 16 exons. Gene Ontology annotation, cellular component: signaling receptor complex. The record is from RefSeq and is a predicted model, not a curated record.